Molecule: messenger RNA, 249 nt
Organism: Exserohilum turcica Et28A
Lineage: Eukaryota; Fungi; Ascomycota; Dothideomycetes; Pleosporales; Pleosporaceae
Exons: 2
Coding region: 1-249 (82 amino acids)
Source: RefSeq, a predicted model, not a curated record
AUGUCGACCACAUACCUGUCCAUCCACGACCUGCUGCGCAUCACGUACACGUAUGAGAUGCAAGCUGUUGAAGCGCAAGCUCGAGUCCAACAAGAGCAACCCAGGCCUCGCUCCGACUCUGCAUGCUCGAUGCCAGAGAUAUGUGCGCAUCUCUCGCCACCCAGUCCGACGCUCUCGUCAUUCGCAAAUGCGCAAGAGCUGGAAACGGACUUUACGCACUUGUUUGGCAGCAAAAACGUCAAAGUCUGA